This is a messenger RNA of Pollicipes pollicipes, 542 nucleotides long. RefSeq names its product INO80 complex subunit C. Gene Ontology annotation, biological process: chromatin remodeling. NCBI's taxonomy places the organism in Eukaryota, Metazoa, Arthropoda, Thecostraca, Pollicipedomorpha, Pollicipedidae. The record is from RefSeq and is a predicted model, not a curated record. Gene Ontology annotation, cellular component: Ino80 complex. The coding region runs from base 40 to 516 and encodes 158 amino acids. The transcript has 5 exons.
GUUAGAAACUACAUGGUAAACAAAUGAAUUACCAUUGCCAUGGUUUUGGGUGCAUUUGAGUGUUCACAGUUGCGUUCCCCAACAUUUUCGCCUCUAGCGUAUUGGCAGUUGGUGGUAUCCACGGGGCUAUUCGACCAAGAUCCAUCUACUGCGCUGGACGUCGACUUGAAGUUGGUGUGCCGAAACUUGCUUCUGCAAACGCUGAAUUCAGGCUCGCAUACUAACAAGACGGCCAACAAGAAGCGAGCCUGGCGCCCCCUGAAACAGCUCAUCAGUCUGGAGCGCAGCCUGCCCUUCCCCGCCGACGCGGUCACAUACUGGAGGCUGGAGGCUCCACCGUCGUUCGUUCCAGCCAAGAAAUACUCUGACAUAUCUGGCCUGCCGGCCAAAUAUACAGACCCUCAUACCAAGCUACGCUACGCCACCGCUGAGGAGUUCAAGGUCAUUCAGAGUCUCCCGAGUGACAUCGUAGCGGGAUACCUGGCGCUCAGGAAGGCGUUCAACCCUGUGGGCUAAUGGCACGCGUGUUCGUAACAGUCGGC